AUGAACCUCUGUCAAGCAGUAAACAGUGCGCUACACAUAGCAAUGGCAAAAGAUGACACAGCUUUGUUGUUUGGAGAAGAUGUCGCAUUUGGAGGCGUGUUUAGAUGCACAGUGGGAUUGAAAGACAAGUUUGGAGAGGAACGUGUGUUUAAUACACCUCUUUCAGACAUGAAGCUGGAAAAGGGUAUUUUUAUAUUCCAGAUAAUCGUUCCACGUGGACCAGUGCAAGCCAAAGGACUUCUGUUGUCAUGCAUCCGUGAUCCUAACCCAUGCAUCUUCUUUGAGCCUAAGAUUCUUUAUCGACUGGCAGCUGAAGAGGUACCCACUGGAGAUUAUACAAUUCCAUUGAGCCAAGCAGAAGUUGUUAAAGAAGGAACCGAUGUGACAAUAGUCGCUUGGGGUACCCAGGUGCAUGUUGCUCUUGAAGCAGCGCAGUUAGCUAAGGAAAAGCUCAACAAGAGCGUGGAAGUCAUUGAUUUGCAGACGAUCAUGCCUUGGGAUGAGGAAACUGUUGUAAAAGUGAGCCUUAAGCAGUAUAUGCACUUGUAUCAUCUUCAUUAUCAUUCGUUAAAAAUGAUGUGGUUUGUGCUCAGAGUGUUGAGAAGACCGGACGACUCAUAGUC
This is a messenger RNA of Strongylus vulgaris, 623 nucleotides long. NCBI's taxonomy places the organism in Eukaryota, Metazoa, Nematoda, Chromadorea, Rhabditida, Strongylidae. The record is from the annotation of a GenBank genome assembly.